AUGAUCGCUGGACUAGUAGAGAAUUGCUUACUUUUUUCACGGAGCCGCAAAGCGGUUCCCUUUUCGGUCACGUACUGCACAACCCUAACUGUGGGAUCCUCACAAGCCGCCACGCCCUGCGUACCUCUGAGACAGAAUGUCACCGUGGUGAAUGAAUGCUUCACCUCCCCCGCUAUCUAUUACAAUCACAGCUUCGAUCAUGGCACAGACCGACUGUGGCAUUGUCAAGGCAAGGAAGGUCAGGAGAAGGCUUCCAACGAACGGGCUGGUCUAGUUCCAAUGCAGUUUACGGUGAUACAGUGUAGCACCUGGUCCCGCAGGGCUGGUAGGAUACAGAUUGACACUAAUCAGAGACACGACACUGGUAUGCUCACCGCGGUGGAAGUCUGCUUAGUUUCGAGCCUUCAUGUUCCAGGGCUGGGGGAGCCGCAAUUGAAAGACCCACAUCGGAGCCGCAAUCGUUCACUAGUUGAUGCAGAUCAAAGGGUGAUCCGCAGCUAA
Molecule: messenger RNA, 501 nt
Organism: Fusarium graminearum PH-1
Lineage: Eukaryota; Fungi; Ascomycota; Sordariomycetes; Hypocreales; Nectriaceae
Exons: 4
Coding region: 1-501 (166 amino acids)
Source: RefSeq, a predicted model, not a curated record